This is a messenger RNA of Solea senegalensis (Senegalese sole), 8002 nucleotides long. RefSeq names its product mediator of DNA damage checkpoint 1 (gene mdc1). Gene Ontology annotation, biological process: positive regulation of transcription initiation by RNA polymerase II. The coding region runs from base 62 to 6517 and encodes 2151 amino acids. The record is from RefSeq and is a predicted model, not a curated record. Gene Ontology annotation, cellular component: nucleus. The transcript has 12 exons. Lineage: Eukaryota; Metazoa; Chordata; Actinopteri; Pleuronectiformes; Soleidae. Gene Ontology annotation, molecular function: protein binding.
GCUUGAUGUUUAUGUCCACUGAGCAACGCGAGCACGGUGAAGUAGACACCCCGCAUGAGAAAUGGAUUCCACUCAGAUGAUCAAUGACUUACACUUGGAGUCAGAUGAAGCAAAAAGUGAAGAAGAGGAGAAUGAAAACCAAAGGGGUCAACCAUUGGCUAAACUGUGUGUCUUAAAAAAUGAACACAUUCCUGAGACAGAGUUUCCACUCUUUGCUGGAGAUAAUGUGCUGGGCCGUGACCCCAACACAUGCUCCCUGCCUCUGCCCGCAUCCUCAAUAUCUAAAAAGCAUGCCAUCAUCUCCAUCUCUGUCUAUCGGAGGAGAGGUGCUCAUGGUGAUAUGGAUACAGAGGCUUUGGUGUGGGAUCUUGGGAGCAUGAAUGGUACCCGCAAGGGCCGCUUAAAGCUGAGUCCUGAUGUACGCUAUGCCCUCAGUGAUAGUGACAGCUUGGUAUUGGCAGACAUCCCAUGUCAGUAUGUCACUGUAGACACAGUCUCUAUGCAAGAGGACACACGGACUCCUGUGAGCAGGAAUUUGGGAGUGAAGGCUGGGUUGCCUGGUGCCUCAGGAGAGAAUGGUGGGGACAAAAGCACAAACAGUAAGAAAUGUGUCAACGGAGGCACAAAUGCUACGGCAUCUUUAACAAAGACUCCUGUCAGAAUGGAUUGCUUGUCAUUUGAGCAAACACCAACCCAUCCACAGGGGACGCUGGUCCCAGAAUCUGAUUCAGACUCUGAUGAAGAAAGUGUCAGAGUUAAGGCUCUUGUUUCUGAGUCUGACUCCCAUAAAUCUAGUCCCACAUUUUUGAGUCCCCCAAACAAAAUCGUCCCAGAAAGUGAGGAUGAAAGUCCCAUCACGCCGUCCUCCUCUAAAAAUAGACUUUACAGACACGUCAGCUUCAGCAAAGAGGAGACAGAAGUAGAUGUGUUUGGACAGCCGCUUGAGGACAAAAAGGCAUUUGCAAUUGUGGACGACAGUGAAGAGGAGGAAGGGAGGGAGGAAGAAAGAGCCACACUAGAAGGGACAAAGUCUCAUACAAGUGGACAACAUGUGCCGAUGACAGAGGAAAGAGCUAUCAGUCUUUCAGGAGAGGAUGAAUUGCCUGUGUGUACAACAACACCCACCAUAGAGGUGCUCUCUGCAUUUAACGUGGACAGUGACACCGAUGUGGAGGGAGAGGAGGAAAAGGUGGUGUCUUCACCUCCUGUGACCUCGAACACAAACCCACUCAGCUGUCAGCUGCCAAACACAGCUGAGGAUCACAUGGACAGUGAUACAGACGUUGAUGAGGAUGAAGUUUCCUUGGACAAAUCUAAAAUGGUGGCGUCCUCUGAUGACAAUACCAAACCUCCUCAUGUACAUUCAGUUAUCCAACCUGAGGGUUUCACUGUGGACAGUGACACUGAUGUGGAUGAUGAUGCUCCUGUGUCAGGCGCUGACACCAAAGCAAAACCUGUGUCAUCUCUGAGUGCACCCACAGCUGACGCUGCUCCUUCAACACAGGUGAAGGAUUUCCACUUAGACAGUGACACAGAUGUUGAUGAGGAAGAAGAGAGUGGUUGUGAAACACACAAACCCCACUCUAAAGUCGAUGAAGCCCCCACUAGAUUGGAUAUGAAGACAAAUGGGGCUGAAUCUGCCUCUGCCAUUCAUAGCCUACAACUCGACAGUGACACAGAUGAUGAAGAGAUGCCAACUCCAAACCUCGGUGAGGUUCCUGCCGUCGACAUGGAAUCAUGCACCGUUGCAGAUGUCGGGCCUGAUAUUCUGUCCGACAGUGACACAGAUGUGGAAGACUCUUCUCCUCAGGUCACACCUGCGGCUGUCAAAGCCUCGCCAGUCUCUGCUGGUGCGACGUCAGAAGCUCUUCGAUCAGAUGACACAGACACAGAUGUGGAUGAAUCCAGCAAACCCCCUGCUGAGGAUGGGGCCAAUCCACCUGACCACAGAGGGGACAGUGAUAGUGAUACAGAUGUGGAAGAUAAGGAGGCAGAUGCGGGAGAGGCAGGAAAGGACCACAUCCCUAGCUUAUGCAGAGAAAGUACACCUAGGUGGCUGGUUCCCCUUCUUCAGAAGAGCUCUACUCCUAUAUUGACAGAAGAAGAACUGGAAAACAUGGACACUCAGGCUUUCCUUUGUCCCUCAGUGCCAUUCAGACGAGAGGUAGCACCUGUUAUAGGGGCUGAAGGAUUGUCAUCCUGCUCAGGCAGCCAGGAUGAUGAAGACUUUGUUGUGGCGGAGACUCAGUCUUUCGUUCUACAGAACCAAGACUGCCAAAACAACCCUCCAGAGGACCCCACACAAAUGUUUGGCCUUGAAAUGUCUGGUGAUGAAAAUGGUGAAGAGUCCACUCAGGAAGGGUCUUUUCAGCUGGGAUUGUCUGACAGCAGCCACCUGCAGUGUCAGGCCCAAGCUCUGGCCAUGGAGAGCACCCAAGCCUUUGUAUCUGUGGAGAAGAUUGUGAAUCUGGAAGAUACCCAAGCAUAUGCGGCCGCUUUAGCUGCAGACAUAACGCCUGCAGAUAUUGGGCCAAACCCGGAGGCUACACAGGCCCAUAAAGAGGCUGAGGAGCCUGCCAGAUGUUCAGGGAUGUCUGAAAAAGCAGGUCAGAAAGAUUUGGCUCUCGAAGAAACACAGGCAUAUAUUUCAAAAUCCUGCAGUGAUUCAGAUGAUGAAACAGAUGAAAAUGAGAGGAAAAAUACAAUCGCUAUGGCUGAGACACAACCUCUAGACGUUCUCACCUCGUGUACUCUUGCCAUGGCUGAAACCCAACUAAUAUCUGCCUUCGAGGAAGAGGGGAGUUUGGUAACAGACAAGGUUUUUGCCUCUGCACAACAAGUCAAGCCCAUGACACAGAAUGACACAGAAGAGAGUGAGCAACAAGGGGAGACAGCUCAACCUCAGCAGAGACCAACUGGUGAUGUUUUAUCCAUGGCUGAAACUCAGCCAAUGAACAUAUGUGAUGAUGAAGAUUUAUUUCCAUGUCCACAGAAAAGAAGAGCAAAGCCACUACAACUUGAAGAGGCCCAGACGCAGCCUUUCAUUAGUUCAGAUUUUUCUGUUGCUGAAACUCAGCCUAUAGCUACGAGUGAAAAUGAAGACAGUGAUGAUGAUGAUGAAGACUCAGUGCCUGGCCCAAGAAAAAGAAGAGCAGAAGCCCUGCUACUUGAGGCAGAGACACAACCCUUCCUUGCUGCGGGAACUCAGCCCAUUAGUGCAAGUGAAGGAGAGGAAAGUGAUGAAGACAACUCAGUUCCAGGUCCACGGAAAAGAAAAGCAAAACAACUACAUCUUGAAGAAGAGGAGACAGAAACACCCUCAAACUCUGAGCUCUCUGCAUUUGAAACUCAGCCAGUGGAUCCUGUUGAAGAGACUGAAAGUCAGGAAGAAGACUCUAUUCCAAUUUUACGAGAAAGAAGAGUUAAAGCGCUGCAAAUUGAAGUUACACAAUCCCUCUCUGAUUCUGAAGUCUCUGCUGCUGCGACCAAUCGUGCAUGUGAAGGAGAGCAAAGUGAUGAAGACAACUCAGUUCCAUGUCCAAGAAAAAGAAAAGCAAAACAACUACAUCUUGAAGAAGAGGAGACAGAAACACCCUCAAACUCUGAGCUCUCUGCAUUUGAUACUCAGCCAGUGGAUCCUGUUGAAGAGACUGAAAGUCAGGAUGAAGACUCAAUUCCAAUUUUACAUCCACGAAAAAGAAAGGCAAAGGCAUUGCAACUUGAAGAGGAGGAGACACAGCGUCUCAGUGUUGACACCCAACCUGUAGUUAGGGGUGAAAACGUGAGUGAUGAUGAGGACACUGGUCCAUGUGAAGCAAAGGCAAAGGCACUGCAGCCUAAAGAAGAGAAACCACCCACUGUCUCUGAGGUCUCUGCUGUUGAACCUAUGAGACAAAGGGGGACACAAUCUGAAGCUGAAACCAGUGGAGUGAGUGCUAGAAAUAAGAGAGGGACAAGGGCGAGAUUAAGAGAGAAGGAAGAGCAAGCAGAGAGUUCAGAACUUCCAAAGAGACGCACAAGAGGGAAGACCAGAGGAAGAAUGGGAAGAUCCAGGCCUGAUGGCGAUGACAGUGAGGAAGACAGGGAGGUAGAACAAGCAAUGACCGUUACAGAGAAGAAAAGCAUGAGACAGCAGCGAAAUAAUAAAGAGGAGGAAAAGUGUGAAACUGAAUCACUUGAGGAAGCUGAAAAGAGCAGCCAAAAAAAUGUAGAAAGGGAACAGAAAAACAUGGAAGCAGAAAGAAUACAGGCUGAAAAUGCUGAGAGAAUAAGAUUUGAACAGGAAAGAGCAGAGCAAGAAGAAAAAGAAAGAGUCGAUCAGAUACGGAGAGAAAAAGAGGCCCAGUUGGAAAAAGAAAGAAAGGAGAAGGAAGAAAAAGAGAGAUUAGAGCAUGAAAAUGCAGAACGAGAAAAGAAGGAGAAAUUGGAGAGAGAAAAGGAAAGAAAGGAACGAGAAGAAAGAGAAAGGUUGGAGACAGAAAAGAGGGAACUAGAAGAGAGACUUGCUAGUGAGAGGAAAGAAGAAGAACAAAUCAGGUUACAGAGGGAAGCAAAGGAAGAAAGAGAAAGACUGGCUAAAGAAAAUAAGACCAAAGAAAAAGAAACAAACGAGCGAGAAGAAAACAAGGAUGAACUGAACAAGGCCAAAGUGCCAGCAAGAGGUCGAAGAGCAGCUCGAAGAUCUAAUGUUGAUCAAAGUACAACAGAGCAAGACUCCAUUCUAGCCAGCGAUGAUGUCCCAGCAAGGAGAACCAGGUCUCGCUCCAACUCUUCCAACUCGAUCAGUUCAGAGAGAUCUGCCCCCAUCGUCAGCACCCAGCCGAGCCGGGGGAGAGGUCGAGGCAGAGGAGCAAAAAGGAUGAGUGAGGUGCCUCAGACAGUUAAUGUUAGGAGCAGCAACAGGAGGAGGACGACAGUGGCUGCAGCAGCAACAGAUCAGGACGUUUUUCCUCUUUCAAGAUCUAACUCCACCACUUCUCUGAACUCGGACAUUUCAGGCUGCAGCGUGAGCUCUCUGAACAGAGGAAGAGGAAGCCAGCGGCGAGGAAGAUCGAGGACAUCAGAGGCUGCAGCAUCUGUCAAAAGGCAGAGUGAUGACGAUUCACUUCCCCAACCCACAGCCAGAGGCAGGAAUAGCAGGAAAACAGAGGGAUCUGCAAAUGUUGUCAAAGAGGAUGAUGAGGAGAAGGUAGAUGCUCAGCAGACUCGUUCCACAAGGGGACAGCGCAGAGCCACCAGGAAUCCUUCUGUAUGUAACGCUGCAGAUGAGGAUAACAAGUCCAACCAAGACGAAGGUCAUGCCAGUGAGGAACCACAUCAUUCUAAGAGGAAUGUCAGGGGCAGAGCCCAACAGUCAGUCAGGAGUGACGCUGUGGUGACACCAGCAGCUGCUUCUGAUGGAGAUGAGACUGAAGACAAAAGGAAAGGCAGGAAGAGGGAGCUGGAGGCAAAUACAGGGAAGGAUUCCUGCUCUAGCUCCAAAGUUUCCAAAGCUCAAACACCAGAGGCAACAGAGGAAGAAGUGAAAGAUGAGAUACCCGUCCAAGCUAAGAGGAGAGGUAGAGCAUCUUGUGCUCAGACCAAGAAUACUAAAGAAACUCCUCAUGAAGUGGAGGUGAAAGAAGAGAAAAUAGAGGAGAUUGUUGCAAAGAAAGGCAGAUGUCGGCCUUCUGCCAUCCAGAAAAACAGGAAAAAGCAGCAGGAAGAAAGUGAAAAUUCCUCCAAUUCCCUGGAACAGGAUACAGAAGGGCAAUCAACGGAGCCACAGACUCAGACCAGCGGCGCGUCCCGGAAACGACAGGCUCCUGCGAGCUCCUCUCCUGUGGCAAAGACUCCUCGCUCCUGUGCUUCCUCCCCUGCCCCUGGUGGACGAAGUAAAGCUGUGAGCCAGGCGUAUAAAGUGCUGUUCACAGGUGUAGUGGAUGAAUCUGGGGAGAGAGUUCUGGCUCGGUUAGGAGGCAGCAUGGCUAAAGGUGUGGCAGACAUGAACUACCUGGUGACUGAUAAAGUGCGUAGGACCGUCAAGUUCCUUUGUGCAAUGGCCAAAGGAAUCCCAAUCGUCACUCCACACUGGCUGGAAAAGAGUGGUAAAGCCGGCAGCUUCCUGCCUACUGAUGCUUUCCUCGUGAAGGACGCGGAGCAGGAGACAAAGUUCAGUUUCUGCCUGCACCAGUCUCUGAGGACGGCGAGGAGUCAGCCUCUCUUACAGGGAUAUGAGAUCCACGUUACAAAAUCAGUGAAGCCGGAGCCAGUUCACAUGAAAGACAUAAUCUCCUGCAGCGGAGCUACCUUUCUACCCAAGAUGCCCUCUUCUCUCAAGCCUCAAACGGUCGUGGUCUCCUGCGAGGAGGACUGGGCGCUGUGCGGCCCGGCUGUCGCCGCUUCCCUUCCAGUCGUCACGGCUGAGUUCAUUCUCACAGGAAUCCUUCAGCAGAGAGUUGACUUUCAGUCUCACGUUCUCUCUGUAGCUCCUGUACAACCUGCAGGAGGCAGAGGGAGGGGCAGGAAGAAGACAUAGCAUCAACACGGUCCACAGUGAAUAUUAUGCACCCAGUCAUUCACCUACAUACUGGAGCAGCCAGGUCUGUGCCAGUGUGUAUUUGUAGAUACCUUUUCAAACCAGAGGCCGACAGAAGCACUAGUGAGUCAGCGGUUUUUCUAUUUGACAAAAGUUGAAUGUUCGCAAAUAGACCUUUUUCUUUUAUACAUAUAUUGUCAAUACUGCCAACGUGUGUCAUUUUACUGUUAACUGUGAAGCGGUAAGAAAAGAAACUUGCGUUGAUUGUACAUGUUUCUGUUUUGUCAGAGAACAAAUGGAACAGCAGUAAGAAAACCUAAGGGAGUUGGUGUCUCUAAUGGGCCGUAUGCAUGGCGGCCAUUUUGACAGGUCACCGUAGGGAAACCACAGGUGUAAACCAUCAAAUGAUUGAUGUCUGAGUUCUGUUUAGCAUCCUCAGUUUCAGCGUGCCUGGUCGUUCCCUGUCACUGUCUGAACUAAACAGAGCUAUUGUUAAUGUGGUCAGUGUCACCUAUGCUUUUUAUGUUAAUCAUGUCAAAAUGACCGUUAUAUGCAAAGGGCCCAUUCUCUCAGUACAAGUCUUUAUCUUUGCCUUGUACAUAUGCAAUCAUGUAGUUUUAACAAAACAAAUCACGACACCGUGAUAAAUGAAUCGCUCUUUGUCACUCUCCUAAUCCUGUAUUCUUCACCUCUCUCUCUCUGUUCACAGUAACAAAAACAAGACUUAUCCCUGCACUAUCACUAAAUUGCUGCUACUAUGUGCUAAGUGCUUAAAGUCAAUCAGCCGCUCUGGCAGGUGACCAGCCAUGUUGAGACAGUUGUGUGUAAAUCAUGUUUGGAUGGUGGAGACUUGGCAUUGUGAUGUGUUUAGAGAUCCAUCAGCUCAGGCAGCCAGUAGACUGAAAAAGUAAGAUGCUUGUUUCCUGAUAAGAAGUGCAUAGUGCCUUUUUAUACCAUGGAACUACUAGUACAUCUGUUGUUCCUGUGUCUCCAUUAACUAUCACCACCAACUCCAUUAAGGCUUCAUUCAAUCCUAUUUCCUCCAGGGAUGAGACGCAAUAUACGUACCUGAAUGCUGAUGCUGCUUCUACAUCAAUAUCUUAUGAUGUUUGCUCUCGCCAUGCAUUUAUCUACUGUCUCUUUACUUCUUAGCUCAUUGUCUUGAACACACACUGAUCAGCCACAACAGUAAAAAUGGUAACAGGUUCUAAUAUUAGUGGCCAAACUGUAUAUUUUUGACUUGGUCAAGCCAUAAAACACGGAAUAAGAAAAUGAAAGUACAGAAAAGGUUUUAAAUCAUAUCAUUGAAAUCUUUCCAAACAACACUGCUGUAUCAUUGGUGUUCAAAUUAAAAACAUGUGAUAGCUUAUAAUUUAGUUUUUAGGCCUGUUGUAUAAGCUAAUAUCUUGAGUUUGUAUUUGCACCAAAAUCUGAAUUUUGUUUCUGUUAUUUGUGAAAACAUUAAACGUGUCCCAUAACCUGAAA